Molecule: messenger RNA, 5830 nt
Organism: Dunckerocampus dactyliophorus (ringed pipefish)
Lineage: Eukaryota; Metazoa; Chordata; Actinopteri; Syngnathiformes; Syngnathidae
Product: ankyrin repeat domain-containing protein 62-like
Exons: 33
Coding region: 470-5233 (1587 amino acids)
Molecular function (GO): protein binding
Source: RefSeq, a predicted model, not a curated record
CAAUAGCUCAAAAAUGACUUCGUUUGGAGCAAAUACACUGUAAGAAAAAACUUUGGAUAUGUAAAACGGACCUUUUUGAUGUGAAUUUUAUUAAUUCAAGUUUCAAGUGCGUCAUGUAGCGAGCCUACAUCAAGGUGGCGCUCUCCUGUCCGGCCAGCAAAUUGUAACGUUCGUUCGUCGUUGUAAUACUGAAAUAUAACUUAUGUUGCCACUUUACCGCGGUAGGUGAUUUAUAUCAAGCUAUAAUUACUUUCAUGGGCAGUCCCCAGGACUUAAGUUUGUUUCUUUCCAAUAGCAGAGUGCAUCAUGCUAGCAAUGUGGCUAGCCUGCAACAAGAUGGCGUCCUACUGACCAGCCAGUUAAUUAGGCACUUAUUAACUUUGGGCGUCUAAUUUUGAGGAAUAAGGAGGACCGCCAUUGAUGAGUCUCUGUCAUCGAUUGCCUUGCGUCGCUUUGAGGCUAUCCAAAAAUGAAGAAAAUACUGUUCAACAUCUCCAAGAAGCUACGAACAGGCACGGCAGACAGUGGCUCUGUCCACUCUGCGGGAUACGAGGUGAAAAAGGAGGAGAUGAGAAAUAUCCACAAGGCUGCUUGGAAGGGUGAUGUGGCCAAGAUGGAGCGUUUGUCCAAGAGCUAUGAUAUCAAUGAAGUUGACCAGCACAACAGGACAGCGCUUCACCUCGCUUGUGCCAAUGGACAUUUUGAAGUGGUGAAGCUCCUUGUGGCGAAAAAAGCCAUGCUCAAUGUAUGUGAUAGUCAAAAUAGGUCCGCCUUAAUGAAGGCGGUGCAAGGCCAGCAUGAUCACUGUGUGAGCAUUCUUCUGGAAAACAAUGCAGAUCCUAACCUGGCGGACACAGAUGGCAACACUGCUUUACAUUUGGCAGCCAGCUUCUCAUCCAUCUCCACUGUUGCCUUGUUCAUGAAGAAGGACGUUGACCUCAAUGCUCAAAAUCUGGAAGGUCUUACACCCCUGGCAUUGGCAGUCCAACAAGACUACGUAGAAGUGGCUGAGUUUCUGCUGAAGACAGGUGCUGAUGUGAAUAUUUUGGACAAAGAUCAGAGGUCACCAUUGAUGGUUGCUGCCAGCAAUGGAUAUGUCAACAUGGUGCGAUUGCUGCUGCAGUUUGAAGCCGACGCUAUGCUGACUGAUAACAAAGGACAAUCAGCUGAGGAGUAUGCUGCGACGAACGGCCAUCAGGCAUGUGCUCUCCUGAUCACCGAGCACGAUGCCCGAAGGAGCCUGGCGGGUUCCUCGUCUCAAGCAGGUUCAAGUAAAAAAACGACACUGCAGACUCGACUCUCCCUAACAGGCAUUCAUUCCCCUACAGCAGAACAUAAAGACAGUGUUGAUUCCAUAAGUGGACACGCUCAGAAGGAAUAUCUAAUACAACACGAGGGUAAACGUAAAGGACAAACAGAAGGACAGAUUGACCUGCUGGACGAGCUUGGUUUGGGAGCGCUUGACAGUGUUAAAGAUUCAUCAGACGCAGACAUAUCAAGUAAUAUCAGCAGGAGAAGUCUGCUUGUGUGUGCUGGGGCGUCUGUGCCUGAAGAGUUCCCAGAACGCGCCAGUCCAUCUGUUGAGGAGGAGGUGUUGGUUGAUGUGUCUCCGAAAAUGCCCGUUCUUCUUCCGAAAACAAUCUGCUCAGAUGAGACGCUACCACCUUUUCUAGCUCCACGACCUCAGUCAUUAAUGAUGAUUAUUGCAGAGAGUGAAGAAGAAUCAGUUUGGGACCAAGGCAGUUUAUCAUCAUCAUGCAGCAAGACCAAAGCUGACAAUCAGCAGCUUCAAGCGGCGGUUCGAGCAGGCUCCUCUCAACUCCUGGCAAGCGAGGGAAAAGGUUGUUUGCAGUCAGACGAACAGCAACAGCAGGAGACUGUGCCAUUGGAGAGCCAGGAUGAGAAGUCGUGCAAAGAAGUGGAGACAAGUGAAGCAAAAUCCGUUUUCAAUAAUUUUGUUGGUGCUUUAAAGGGGACUCUUGGCCAGUUCAAAUCUGAGCGCAGUACGGAAGAAAAACAGGUUGAAUCAUCCACUGCUGAACAAGAGUCAUGUGAUGAAGAGGAAGGGAGGUCGUUGAUGCCACCCACAGCUGAAGUGAAGAGCAUGGUCCUCAUUGAUGUACACCAGCAAAGGGAGUCUGUCCCCUUGUUUCAAAAACCUGAAGAACCCUUCCCGGGUGAGUCACCACAACCCCCCAUAGUGAAGAAGGAGAAUAGUGUGGACUUUGCCAAACCUGGGCCUUCCCACAGCCAACAGCUGAACCUUAAUCGAGAAGAACCUGAGUCUGCCCAAGAGGCUGCUAGGAUUGUUUCAGUGGCAAAUCCCAAUGCUGCUUCUGACACCGGCGCAAGUGCAGAUGGGCAGCCUGCAACGUUAAGUCAAACAGAAGCAUCUGAUCAAGUUGAGAAACCAGUAACCUUUCAGAGAGAGCUGGAGGAAUCGCAAUUCAUGCGUCAGCUGACCUUCAAUAUUGGCAAACCCGAGAGACAGUCUUUAGAGGACACCUCACAGCUGCCAGUGGUUAGCGAAGCACGGGGCCUCAGGCAGGCCGACAGUGUGAUCGGCAGAGAUCUCCUUGUGGUUGACAGCACUUUGAGCGAUCUUUCGGAAGAUGACAUAAGCCGUUGGCAAAUUAGAGAACGGCUAAGAAGAACACUGAACAAUAUUUCCAACACUGAUGAAAAUGAGCUGUCUGAAGAAAGUGAUGAGCUCAUUUCAUCAUCAGAGGACUCUGACCUCCUCAUUCAGAUUCUGGACGCAGUCACAGACCCCAGAAGUAAGAAGAAGCUGCAGGACAUCUUGUAUGAGCGCUGCAUUCUAAAGGAAACAGGCCAUCAUGUUUUUCUUGCAGAUAGGCUACGUCAGCAAGAAAGCAAUAUUCGUGCCUUGGAGAAAAACAACUUGGAGUUGGAAAGCGAAGUGGCACACAUCAGGAUUCAGCUGAAACGGGAGCAAGAAAAUGCCAGCAAUACCAUCAAGAUGUACAAAAACGCCAAAGAGAAGCUGGAAGAAGAGCGGAGACAUGGCCAAAUGCUUUGGGCUGUGGAUCACAACACGCUGGGCACGCUGCUGCAGAAGGUCAACUGCCAGACGUUCAAGCAGCAAGAGAUGGAGGAGGAGUACAAAAGAAGCAAAAGUAAUGAGGAACAUCUGAGAUCAGAACUUGAGGUGGUACAGAUGCACAACAACCUCAAACAGAGAGACCUCCUCCAGGAGAACGAGGCCCUCAAGGAAGAGCUGGAAGAUAUUCGCCAAGAUCUCAAACUUGCCAGUGACAACCAGACCCUAACUGUCUUGGAUUGGAACACCAAAAUCCAGGAGUUAAGGUAUGAGAUAACGCUAGCCAACGCCCGCCUUGAGAAAGAGCAGAAGGACCGUGACAUAUUGGUGGCAGAGAACCAGGCUAUCCGCUCCCGCCUGGCUGAGGCAGAGCAAGCUCGGUUAAUCAUGGAGAAAGCGCUGCUUCAAGAGAAGGAGGAACACCAACGGCUUUCAAGUGAAGCCCAGAGUCAGCGUGAAGCAGUCACCAAGCUGACCCAGAAGCUAUCCAAGGUGAAAGCACAUGCAGGCAACCUGGAAAGCGACGUACAUAAAUUUGAGGUCCAGCUGGCGGAGAAGAACCUGCAUGUGAACACAGUCCAACGUGAAAACGAGCAGAUAGCUGCACGCGUCAAAGAGCUGGAAGCGGCCGUGCAAGCUGAGAAGGAGCUGGUCACUCGGACUGUAGCUCGCCAGGAGGCCACUCAGGAGCUCCUAAACCAAGCCCAGCAUGACGGCAAGUUAUUCCGGCAGCAGCUAGAGGACGCCCAAAACAAAGCCAUUGCCAAUGAGAAUGCCUUAACCGACGCACAAAAGUCUUUCAACGACAUUUUGUUCAAACUUCGCUCAGACUCUGACGACAGAAUACAAGGAGUGCAGGAAAGAAAUAAGGAGCUUACCAGUAAGGCAACUGAACAAGAAACUCAUAUUCGCAAAUUAGAGCAGGAGAAAACAGACAGACAGAUUAAUCAGAGACAGCUGCAGCAGGACUUUGCGGACAUGUCAAGGAAGCUGUCAAAGUGUGAAGCUUCUUUGGAGAUCACCACAACAUAUCGUAGUGAUUUGGAGGAAGAGAAGGCUCGGCUCCAGAAAGAAAUGGACAAGCUUAAAGUAAAGCUGGAGGAAAAAGAAGCCCAACGCUUGCAAACUGAGAGGAACAUGAACAAUCAAAUGAUCCUUUUGGAUGAACGAGAGAAAGAACUCGGCGUUGCUGCUCGCAAACAGAAGGAGGCCCAGGCUGCCGCAUCCGCCUCCAACACCAUUGUCAAACAGUUGGAAGAGGCCAUGCAAAGGCUGGAGAUUGAGAACAUCAGACUGCAUGCCACUGCAAAGCAACACAGCCACAAAUUUGAUGCGCUUCAGAAAGUUGCUCAAGAGGAUGCCAGGAUCAGAGUCCAGUUGGAGGACUUGGUGACAAGUCUUCAAAGCAGUAAAAUUACUUUGGAGGACCAGCUCAACAAAGAGGUGCAAAGGCAAAGCGUGCUGUCUAACAAUGCCCAAGACAGUCAUGCCAUGUGGCAAGAGGAGAUGAAGAGCCGCUCCAAGUUAGCUCUGCGUCUUGCAGAGCUUGAAAAAGAAAAAAAGGAGCUGAACAGCGAGGUGGACAUGGAGAAGAAGAAAGCAGAGAACGCAGCAGAGCAGAAGAAGGCAGUCGACUUGCGGCUGGAACAGGAGAUGAAGAGAAACACAGAGCUUCAAAAAGAAAUGUACAGGCUGCAAACACUGCUUAAAACUGCUAAGAGGAAACUGCAAGAUCAGCAAACAAGUAGUGUGGAGAGAGAAAAGCUCUGCCACCAGAUCAAUGAGCUUCAGUCGGAGCUGGAGAGAGAGAUGUCUUCUCGUAUUCAGUUGGAGAAGGGCAGGAGGCAGCUCGAGGAGGAGGUGCUGAGUCUGAGACGCAGCCAAGGACCCACUAUGGACAUGGGUGCUCAGGGUUUAACAGGCAAUGUUCUUAGCACGCUGGGUGCUCAUCUCUUGUGCCAGUGCUCAAAACAGCCCAGCCCCAUGACCGAGGGGCCGGCCUGCAGUGUGGAGGAGUACCUGGCCAGGAUGCGGCAUGACUUGGAUAUGGCCAUGUCGAGAGAGUUAGGCAUGCCCUCGGCGAGACUGGACAUGUCUUCGGGACGCGUGUCGCCGGUCAGCAGGGCAAGGCAGCAGUAUGCCAAUGUCCUGAAGAGGAACCAUGAGGUGUAAGCCCUUGAGAAGCAAACAUUACAGUGGAGAGUGGACUACACUUGGCUGUAUUUUCAUAUAACUUCCAUGUUAAACUUUUCUUCUUUAUUUGUAAUGAAGUAUUACAAAUAAUACUUCCAUCUUUAUUGUUUGCAAGUUUGAAUUCUACUUCAGGAAAUCAUCUUUUCCCGCAUAUUGGAAUAGAAGAGAAUACCUUUUGUUGUCAUUAUACAAGGUACAACAAGAUUAAAAAAGACAGAACAGCAUAACUUUAUUGGAGAACUCUUCCAUUUUGCAUAAUUCAUGCACAUGAUUUUAUCUAGUCUGGGCCGAAAAAACAUUUGAGUACACCAAAAUUUUUCCUGAUUGACCAUCGGACAUCUUAGCUGAGACAUUGAGACUAACACUAAAUGAAUCAUAUACAUUUAAUAAACAAAAUGUUUAAUAAAACAUUGAAUAAUCCUGCCUGUUGACAAGACUCCACCAUGGGGCGUAAAAACAACAAAGGGACUGAACGGUGGGGUUGGGUUUUAAUGCUAAUUUUGAUAUUGGUCUGAUAACAAAUAAAUACAGGCCCAGAUAUCGAGACUGACACAUACAUUUCAGUUGAAAUUUUCA